CGUGAGAGAGAUAGAUAGAUAGAUAGAUAGAUAGAUAGAUAGAUAGAUAGAUAAAUAGAUAAAUAGAUAGAUAGAUAGAUAGAAAGAGGGAGAGAGAGAGAGAGAGAGAGAGAGAUAGAUAGAUAGAUAUCGUGAUAGAACGUGAGGAAAGAACGACGAAGUUUAGGGUUGUCGCGAGUGCGCGUGGGUGGGCGAGGCGUGUGCACACGGUGCGAGAGAAGAGGAGAGUGUCGCUAACGAGUAAGAUUCUUUACGAGAAGUUGUUGAAGGACGGUGGAGACGAAACGAGACGGCAACAGCAACGACAACGGCAACGGUAAUAACGACAACUGCGACAACCAUCAUGAGCGACGACAGGAGUGAGGACGAUCCUAUAAUGGAUCUUUGGUAUAGUAAUUGGGAACAACAGUGCGUCGAGGCCCUCGAGGCUGAACCGGAAUAUGAAAAUCAACUGCACAACGUCAAGGAGAUCUAUUCGCAGCAGAUGUGGACGAGCUUCCAGACGACGGCGUCGGCCAUCGCCCAACUUUAUAAAGAUCGUACUCAGGGUGUCUCACUAUGGCUACCCUUCCAGACAGCUGCGGGUACCGUCACGUCAUUGUACAAAGAUUCGGUCGAUAGUAUGCGACGGUGCAGUGAACUAGGGAUAGAAACAGGAAAACAGAAACGUAGCAAAGAAAUAAUGAACUGGGCUAGGAAAAAGAGGCGCAUGAUCCGUAGAGAAGAUCUUUUAGCGUAUCUUGCUGGUAAACCACCUCCACCAAGACCACACUCGCACAGAAGUUCUCCGAAGCCAAGGAUGAUGGUAUGCGGUUCUUCUCCUUCGCAAAGUCCUACGCAAAGUAUGGUAGUGUCACAAACUUCGACACCUGGAAUAGAUUUGGAUCCCGAAUUACACACAUUUAGAGAAGCGAUUGCAUUGUCUGGCUCAUCAGUGUCUAGACGUACCGGAAGGCAAGCAGAAUUAUCCGCUUUUAUAAGCAACGAAUUUGCUCGGCAUCACAAACGACCUGCUUCGCAUGAUGUGGAUAUGGGAUCUCCUACGCACAAACGUUCGCGUUUCAUGUAACGGCGCGCGACGUGUAAAGUAGCCUCACUCCCUUGUUCCCUAUUAAUUAAUCAAUUGAUCAAUUAAUUACUAAUGGUUCAGCUCCCCUACGUGGUUCUCCCAUUUAGGAGUAAUCGUUUCGAUACAACGGCAGUGGUUUACAUUGUCGCGCGAGUACGUUCGUCCGUAUCUCGGUAAUCUUCCAAUAAAGUCACGAUUCUUCUUUAACUCCAAGAUAAUUCUAUAUUUUUGGAGUUACGCGACAUAGGAAGAUAUUGAAAUUGUGCCGUACCAAAAAGUGAUAUUUAUAUUUAGUUAAGGUCUUGUUUUUUCGAUCUUAUGUUUGAAUCGACUAUAUAUAUAUAUAUAUAUAUAUAUAUAUAUAUAUAUAUAUAUAUAUAUAUAUGUGUGUGUAUAUAUAAAAGAAGGAAAAAGGAAAGAUCUUUCUUUCUCUCGUGUCCUGUUGUGUCGUGUCGUGUCAUGUCGUGUCGUAUCGUGUCGUCGUCGUCACGUCUCAUCACAUCUUGUUAUUUGUUUUUGUUUGUAAAUUAUUGUUUUGCUAAUAUAUACGUAAAUAUUUACCGACGAUCACCAACGAACGUACGGCGAUACUAUUCAAAGUGCCCAUGCAGAGAAAAGAUCACGUUGCGUUUAAGUACGAUAAGUUUAUAUACGAGACUAUAUAGUUUUAUGAAGUCGACGAAAAUAUUAAGCACUUUGUCAAAAGUUUUGAAGAAAUGUAGAGAGGGAAGAAAAAAAAAAAAAAGAAAAUAUUGCUUUAAUAUAUUGUACACAUGAAAUUGUGUAUACGAAAAUAUUUAGCGCAAUCAUAAUGGAAAUUAAAAAAUUUUUCAAACAUAUAAUAACAACUUGUUGGAAAAGUUUGGAUGAAAUUUUUCAUAUUACGACGAUUGACAUUUUGUAGUUAUUUUACUGCCCAACGUCGUAAUCACGAGAAGAAAGGGGGGACAAGGAGAAUAUGUGAUCGUAAAAUAUUAUUUCAUAACCCAAAGGAUCGUUAGCUCUACUGAUCUUAAUAUUGUUAUAAUUAUUAUGCGGUUAUAGAUAAAUUUGAAAGAAAUUUGGACAUUUUUUAACACAAUAAAAAUAUUAUUUUAUACAGUUUUGUUGGCGAUAGAUAGAAGUCAAAGUAAAAUAAUGAGAGGAAGAUUAUAAGUUGAGAAGAAAAAAAUCUGGGAAGGUUUAAGAAGAAAGAAAGAAAAAUGAAGAUUUAAAAAUGUAUUGAUAAUAUUCAGAAUUGUCGGUAUAAUGUUAGUGUUUCGGAUAAACAUCGUCAACGUCAAAGAGAGUAAUUCAUAUAUAUUGUUGAUUGUACCUUCCGUACGUCCGAAACGAGUUCGAAGCUAUUUUUUAUGUAGUAUAUACACUACUCAUCGUUGUUUUUAAACUCGUUUCUUCUCCAGAUGCGUUAUUUUUUUCACAUUUAUCAAUGGCAAACUCUCUCGCAUUGUUAUGUACGAUACGUUGGAAAGAACAGAAACAGAUAGAGAAUCGUUGUCAUUUGUUUAUUAUAUAUUCAAUGAUUUUUUCUUUUCUUUUUCUUUUUUCUUUUUUUUUCUUUUUUUUUCUUUUUUUUCUUUUUUUUUCUUUUUUUUUCUUUUUCUUUUUUUCUUUUUUGAUCUAUGAAAAUCAUAAAAACAAAAGCAACGAUUUGCCCGAAAAAAUUCACAAAGUUUUAAGAUCUGUGUUCUAUUUUUUCCAUGCGUAUCGGGUGCUCGUAAUCAUAUUUUUUACCGUCGACCGAAAUAUUUCAUUAUCAUGGGGGAAUAGUGGUGAUCGUGAAAUUGAAAUUGAUUAGAAAUAAGAAUAAGCUGCCAUCAAAGAGAUAGAGAAAAAAAAAAGAAAAAUUAACAACAACAACAAAACACCGAGAUUGGUUUAAAGCCAAUAUGUGUAAAACGAAGAACGCUUUAUAAACUCUUUCCUUUUGAUCCGUCAUCGAUCGUAUCAGAUUCCCGUCAAACGUUGAUUCUAUACGAUCGAAACGACAGAACAGAAUAGUUGAUUUAUUUUUGUUGGUAUGUAACAUAGGCUAGAAAUAGAAGAUGGAAUUCGCGCGUCAAGGUCUUCGUCAAGGUAUCACGAUAGGAUUUAAUAUUUCUCUAAACGUCUUGUCUUAUCUGUCAAAUAUUUCGGAGCAUUAUAAAUAACCAAUUUGUCUCCCUCAUUCAACGAACGAGUUCUUCGCAAUCUCUUCGGCGUAGACCUUGUCUCGACGAACCUGAGACAUUCUGGUGCAAUUAUGUAUAGAUAAAAAAAAAAAAAAAAAACGAAAAAAAAAAACAAAAAAAAACACAACACAUGGUUGAGACUGUUGUCCACGUUUGCGACGAUAUUGCGAUGAAAGACUUAUGUAUACGGAGUGUCCGCGUUCACACCGUUUGUAAGUUAAUUGUAAAUGUAAAUUAUUUUUAGGUACUACCAUGCCACAUAAACACAGACACACUCAUACACAUACGUAUAACAGCUUCUAUGUGAAUUUUGUGAAGACGCAAACAAGUCCGUGAGAGAGAGAAAACGAGAUCAUAAGAUUUCUUGAAACUUCUCAGUAUAUUCGGUCUUCGAAAAUUCACGUAGAAGCUCUUUCUCUCUCUGUCUCUCUGUCUCUCUCUCUCUUUCUCUCUUUCUCUCUCUCCUCUCUCUCUUUCUCUCUUCUCUCUUUCUAUCUCACAUACUUUCGUUUUCGUUAUUAUGCCCUCACCUGAAGAGAAGAGAUGCAUCGUUUUGGGUGCCGUUUCGAAUUCGUUUGUAAAUAUAGCGUAUACUAAUAAUGAUAACGAUAAACGAUAGCCUUAGGGAUAUUGCUAAUAUUAUUAUCACUAUUAAUAUUAACUACUAUAUGCGAUAGCUUUAAUAUUAAUAUUUAUCAUGCGACCGACAGUUAAUAAAAUACCAAGGACAUUAUGCCUGUGACUCCUUUUCUGACCAAUAAUGGUUGUAUAACAACACGUUGAAAUUUAUGUUAAAGAAUAUCUUCGAGACUCGACGGAGAAUAAUAUAUUGUUCUUAUUAAAUGAGACUAAAGAAAAAGGAAAAGAAAAAAAACGACAAAACAAAAAAAAAUUCUAAAAAAAAAAAAAAAAAAGAAAAAAACAAAUUAGAAAAAAUUUUUUAUACCCUCCUAACUUAUUAUAAUAUGAUAAUCGAUCUCGUGUAAGAAGGCGGGCCGAUUCGAUUAUAAGGAGAGAAUAGAGAAGAAAGUAAUUGUAACGAAACGAUGCCAUACUUACAUAUGUGUAUAUAUAUAUAUAUGUAUAUAUAUAUAUACACAUACAUAUAUAUAUAUAUAUCUACACAAAUAUAUAUAUUUUAAAUGAUAAGAGAGCAGUAGAAGAGCAAAUCGAUCGAAACGAUCGGCAAUACCAUUUUGUAUAUAUAAAACUUAAUCGUUAUUUUCCUUUCCUUUCCUUUCUAAACAAUUCUGAAUUGCAUGAUCAAGAUGUCUGUGCCCGUACGUUAAAAUAAGAAGAGAAGAAAGACAAGAGAGAAAUCGUUUGAAUCGUUUGAUCUUGAGAUAUUGGCUAUUUCGAAUAUGCGACAUAAACAUAGAAAUGAUAUAAUAAUAAAUAAUAUAUUGCCGAUCGUGCAUGGGAGAGACGACACUUCGAGGUCGGCGAAAAGAAUUUUCCCACGAGUAACUCGUUAGAGCUUUCCCUUUCUCAUGGAGAGUUUAUCUCUACUCGCUAAUCUGCAACGAGUACCGUACGAUGCGUCUGAUCCGCUUAGUAAAAUCAAGUUUAUAUAUAUAUAUAUAUAUAUAUAUACAUACUAAUUUAACUUUUUUUGUUUUGUAAAAUUCUAAAUUAUACAAUUUUAUUUUCAUAAUCGUCGUAUCUAUUAACCCUCUCAAUGGCAUCUAACAUCUAUUUUCUUUCUAUCCAACAACAUAAUUAGAUAAUAUAUGAAAAAUGUAUAAUUUAUAAUAUAACUUAUUGAGUUCAUUAAGUUAUAUAUUUAGCAAACAUUAAUAAUUGGAUAUAGAUGAACAAUUUUAAUUGUAAAAAAAAAAAAAAAUAAGAUUUUUCAAAUAGUUAUGUGUGAUAAUAAAAUUACAUGAUGACUCAUAGAGGGUUAAGAAAAACAUCUAAGAUAAACGAAUACGAAAUUAAAAGAAAAAAAAUGUUAAAGGUCGAAGAUCGGCGCUCGAGCACAGGCAAUAACAAAAAGCAAAAAAAAUAUAUAUAUAUAUAAUGGAAUAUUUCUUUAUAAUCGAGGCGUUAUAUAUUCGUUCCAAAGAUCCAGAGAUCUGAUGAAAAUUUUCACACGCGGAAAACGCUUCCCUUAUGUGCGAUUCUCACACGACGACAACGAAAAAACGGAAGAGCGUUUUAUUCACGUGUCGCUUUUUUUCUAAGAAUCUUUCUUUUUCUCUUCGUUCCGGUGCACAUUACUAUACAACGUAAUGUGAUCUCGUGAUAAUAUAUAUGUAUAUAUAUAUAUAUAUACAUAUAUAUAUCACACACAUUUUCUUUGCGCGAACAUAAACGUGUUUAACGCGUUACGUUCGAGGCGAAAAAUGGUGCUGUUAUAUUCUUCAUAUGUAAGAAGCUUGUAUAUUUUUGCGUCUCUCAUUUGUAAGAUAAUGAUUUACAAAUAAAACGCGAGGAAAAUGUAAGUACAUGAA
This is a messenger RNA of Vespa crabro (European hornet), 5693 nucleotides long. Its product is annotated as UPF0472 protein C16orf72 homolog. The coding region runs from base 344 to 1069 and encodes 241 amino acids. The transcript is spliced from 5 exons. The record is from RefSeq and is a predicted model, not a curated record. Lineage: Eukaryota; Metazoa; Arthropoda; Insecta; Hymenoptera; Vespidae.